Molecule: messenger RNA, 828 nt
Organism: Penicillium daleae
Lineage: Eukaryota; Fungi; Ascomycota; Eurotiomycetes; Eurotiales; Aspergillaceae
Product: ORMDL family protein
Exons: 3
Biological process (GO): negative regulation of ceramide biosynthetic process; intracellular sphingolipid homeostasis; ceramide metabolic process
Cellular component (GO): endoplasmic reticulum membrane
Source: RefSeq, a predicted model, not a curated record
UUUUCUCCGAUUCGCAAAAGUGUCUGGUGUCCGCCAGAAACCCAGAUCCAGGCAGACCAACAAAAAAAACGAGCCAACCCCGUGACUCCCCCCGAAAGCCGAUCCGCCCGACUCCAGUUCUGGAGUUCUGGGCCGUGUGUGCCACCUUCACCAUCCCCACGCUCCUUUUCUCCCUCCUUCCCAACGCUUUCCUUGAGCUCUCCCUCCCUCUCGAGAGCAGUCACGCUGGCGUCUAAUCCUUCCAAGUCUUCCCUGCUGGUCCCCCGUGCCAUCUCCUUUUCUCCCGAGAUGGACGGACCGCGGCGGUUAUCUCCCAACACCCAGAAGCAGGGCCGCCGCCGGCGGUCCAGCAGCAUCAUCUACCAGGAACCUCCCGAAUCCAUGGAACAUAGUAGUGACCAGGCUGCAUUGCCCAAUCUCAAUGCGAACUGGGUCAAUGCUAAGGGUGCCUGGACCAUCCACUUUGUCCUCAUUGCCGCGCUGAAGAUCCUCUUCGAUAUCAUCCCCGGCGUCUCGCAGGAGACCUCGUGGACCCUCACCAACAUCAGCUAUAUGUUCGGCUCCUUCCUCAUGUUCCAUUGGGUUCGGGGCAUCCCGUUCGAGUUCAACGCUGGUGCCUACGAUAACCUCAACAUUAUACCCCCCGCCAAGAAGUUCCUGCUCUGCGUGCCCAUCGUGCUCUUCCUCCUCAGCACUCACUAUACCCACUAUGACUUGACCUACUUUACCAUCAACUGCCUCGCCACGCUGGGAGUUGUCAUUCCCAAACUGCCUUUUGUAUGGGCUCCACCCUACUCCUGCCCUGCUUUACAAAAAUACAUUGACUAA